This is a messenger RNA of Neoarius graeffei (lesser salmon catfish), 2532 nucleotides long. It is a transcript of the gene porcnl, whose product is annotated as porcupine O-acyltransferase like. Bases 455 to 1795 code for a protein of 446 amino acids. Gene Ontology annotation, biological process: Wnt protein secretion; canonical Wnt signaling pathway; protein palmitoylation. Gene Ontology annotation, cellular component: membrane; endoplasmic reticulum. Gene Ontology annotation, molecular function: Wnt-protein binding; palmitoleoyltransferase activity. The record is from RefSeq and is a predicted model, not a curated record. The transcript has 13 exons. Lineage: Eukaryota; Metazoa; Chordata; Actinopteri; Siluriformes; Ariidae.
GUUCGGUUGAAAUUCAUCAGGUUCAAAUCCGUGCUUCACUUUAUUCUUACUUCUGUAAACCGUACAGAUGUGUACAGUUGUGCUCUCGGCAUGGAAAAGCUAUCUGGACGGGUUAGAUAACGUGUUCUGAAUCCUGAAGUAUUUUCCGAACUUCACUUCCGGGUUGAACAUCCAGGCUGGACUGCGUCGCUGAAGUGUGGAGGAGAAGAGAAGAGAAGAGAAGGAGAAGGGGCUGAAAUGAACUCCGUCCUGCUUGAAUAUGUCCUGUUUGUCUCUGUGCUGCUGCUGUUUAAACGCUUAUUAGCUGAAAGAAGGAUUUUCCAGGCUGGGAGUGCAUAAACGGACACUACACAUGACACUUUUCCACACUGGAAGUUGAAGGAAAAAAGAUUUCAGUCAGAGCUGAGAGAAAAAAAAACAGGAACAUUCCUGCAGUGGACACAACAAAGUUGCCAUGGAGUCAUUUGGCAGGCAGGAGUUCUUGUGGUUUCUUGCUGAGGGUUGCGUUGUUCCGACUGCUUGGCAAGGCCUGGAACAGGUGUGGCAGCUGCUGCUUGUCUGCUGUCUCUGCCGCAUCAUCUGCAGACUCGGUUUCUCAGUUUAUGUGAAGCAUCUGAGUUCAUUGGCAGGGGGCCUUUAUGUGCUCUAUGUGUUCUUUGAGCUCAACAUGAUCUGGGUGAUCGCCCUCGGCCUCGUCUGCUACCUCAUCCUCUUCCUUUCCCGAAGGUCCUGCAACAGAGGAGUUUUUCUUUCCUUGGCUAUCCUCAUCUACAUGCUCAUGGGUGAGCUGCACAUGAUAGAUGCGGAAACUUGGCAUAAAAUGAGAGGCUCUCAGAUGGUGGUGGCCAUGAAGGCCAUUUCUUUGGCUUUUGACCUUGACAGAGGAGCAGUGUCCUCCUUUCCUACACUGCUGGACUUCCUCGGAUACAUAUGUUUUGUGGGAACGGUCAUCUUUGGCCCAUGGAUUAGCUUCAACAGCUACAGAGAUGCUGUGGAUGGCCGUAAAAUGAAUGCUGCCUGGUUUGCAAAAAUCGCUCUAAGCUUCAUAAAGAGUCAGGUUUGCCUCAUCCUCUCCACCUGCAUCGCUCCGUAUCUCUUCCCUUACUUCAUUCCCAUAUAUGCAGAUGGACUACCUCAUAGAUGGCUUCAUGCCUAUGAGAACGCUGUGUCCUUCCACUUCAGUAACUACUUUGUUAGCUAUCUGAGCGAAACGACGCUGGUUAUGGCUGGGGCUGGAUUUUCUGAGCAUAAAGACAACCUCAAAUGGGAUAUUACAGUGGCAAAGCCUCUCAAUGUUGAAUUGCCGAGAUCCAUGGUGGAAGUGGUGACGUCCUGGAACCUGCCUAUGUCUCGUUGGCUGAACAAAUACGUCUUCAAGAGCGCACAGAAACUUGGUACUUUUCCUGCUAUUUUGGUGACGUAUACUGCUAGUGCUCUGCUACAUGGCCUCAGCUUCCAUCUGGGAGCUGUGCUCCUGUCUCUGGGAUUUAUCACUUACGUGGAGCAUGUUCUUCGAAAGAAACUAGCAGCCAUUUUCAGUGCCUGCAUACUGUCGAAGCGCUGUCUCAGUGACUGCCAGCAUCAGAACAAAACGAACGUCUGGGUGUAUGGGAUUAAUCUGUUCUUCAGCGCAUUGUCCAUAUUUCACCUGACAUACCUGGGCUCGCGCUUUGAUUUGGAUGCUGAGGAUGAAAAGGGAUACUUGGCAAGUUACACUAUUCAGAAAUGGUCAGAACUAAACUGGGCCAGUCACUGGGUGAUGCUCGGCUGCUGGGUUUUCUAUUGGCUCAUUUAAGGCAAUGUAUGAAAACGUGGACCUUGUUAUUACAAAUGUCUUGGUGACCUGAAAAUCCAUCCAUCCGUUAUCCGUAACCGCUUAUCCUGUGCAGGGAAGUGGGCAAGCUGGAGCCUAUCCCAGCUGACUAUGGGCGAGAGGCGGGGUACACCCUGGACAAGUCGCCAGGUCAUCACAGGGCUGACACAUAGACACAGACAACCAUUCACACUCACAUUCACACCUACGGGCAAUUUAGAGUCACCAGUUAACCUAACCUGCAUGUCUUUGGACUGUGGGGGAAACCGGAGCACCCGGAGGAAACCCACGCGGACACGGGGAGAACAUGCAAACUCCGCACAGAAAGGUCCCCAUCAGCCACUGGGCUCGAACCCAGAUCUUCUUGCUGUGAGGCGACAGUGCUAACCACUACACCACCGUGCCGCCCUGACCUGAAAAUUUUCUUUGGUUUAUUUUUUUUUUCACUCCUCUCAAGUUCCAGAGACGCCGUGGAAUUUACUAUUUUUUUCAUCUUUUAUUCUGAUGCUGUUAAAUGUUCAAAGUCCUGUAUAUUUUAGACUUGAUACAUAAUUAAAAUGUACGGAAACGUAUUGCUGCCGCACCAGAAAAAAAAUCAGUAUCACAUACAAAUGUGAAAAGUUUCUUUUAACAAUAGAUUUUCAAGGUAUUAUGUGAUAAUUGGUUUCAUGUUAUAACGUGACAAUUUAUAUUGGUAAUACAUACAACUUUUCACGUUA